AUGGAGGCGUUGCUAGGCGCUUCCAACUCCAACCCUUCGUGCGGGUCCAUCCUCGAGCUUAGGGAGCAACUGCGCAGCGUCUUCAGUACCAAGGUCACGGAAAAGAGAGCCGAACACGUCUCAGUCACAUUGGAGCUGCGCUCGACCAGCGUGUUUCAUAUUCCAGUCACCGAGCCUGAGAACGAGCAACUUGAGCAAGCCGCCUCGAUCGAUCCGUCGUUGGGGGGCGCGCAAUCCAGCGUAGCGCCUGUAUCAGGAGAAGGAGGCGCCAACGGCAAUGUCAACGGAAACCAACCAACGCGGCAGAUCAACGCGAUUGAUGCGCUGAUCAACCAGCCCUCCGACGACCACGUCUUGCAGAAAUCGGUUGCGAAGCAUAUCAUCACGACGCUGGGUGAAAUCGAUGGCAGUAGCUGGGCGGUGCGCCAGGUCUCGCGCGGCGAACAGGGCUGGACAUUUGGAUACGUCUGCAAGGAUUCAUGGCAAGCUUGGAGUCGCCAGAAUGCUAAGAAUCCUGCCCGAGCCGUCAUCGGCGAAUGGAGCCAGAAGCCGGAUAGUAUGGAUGCUGUUAAUUUGAUAGGACAGCUUAUCGAACUUCUAGUGCCUCCGCCGGCUCCUCGUGAACCCAAGCAUGCGUUGCAACGAAGGGAACCAAAGAAGCCAAAGGAACCAAAGCCCCCAAGGCCCCCAAAGCCCCCCAAACAGCCAAAGCCACCCAAGGAUCCCAAUGCGCCAAAACCACCCCGGAAGAAGCGGCCCGCAGGCGAAGGUGGCGCAGGAGACGGUACUCAACCCAAGAAGCGCCGCAAGAAGAAGGACGCGGCUGCUGUUGGUCCAGACGGGAGUAUUCUUCCGCCAGAGAUGCGAGGCGGCGAUACCCAAAACGGCUACAGCACUUAUCCAGAAGGACUCGUCGGUCAAGCCCCAGCUGCGGCCGAUGAGGGCGUUCAUGUUCAUUCCAUUCUCAACAUUCCUCCUGCCGAGGCAGCUAGGCGUCGCACGGUGGCCAUCGACCUACUCGAAUCAGGCGGCAUUGACCCCAAGACUCUUUCCCCCGAACAGUUCAACAUCUUUGCCAACCAAGCCCCUGAACUUCAACAGGAGUCCUUGGACAUGCUCAAGAAGUACGGUGCCGAGCGACUCCGCAUCGUACACCCCGAUAAGGAACAGGGAGAUGGUGCACAAGCUGCUCCUGCUACGCAGGCGGCCACAGCACCAUCAACAGCGCCGAUCAAUCUCUCAAAGAAGAAGUCUAAGAAGAAGAAGUCCGGAGUAGUGGACAGUGAGGAGGGCGUUGCCGCGUCGGGUGGUAAGAAGAAGAAAAAGAAGAACAAGGAGAAAUUGACAAGAGGCAAAUGCGAUCCUUGUCGCGAUCGUAAAAUACCGUGCACAAAGGAGAAACCAUCUUGCUCGCAAUGCACGACGUCGGGGUUGCAAUGCCAUUAUGCUCUCGAGAGGAAAGUGAAAGACAUUUCUCCAGAGUCAGAGGCAGAACCAGAGGCCCAGUCCGAGCCUGUAGUUGUCGAAGCCGAUGAAGAGCCGGAAGGCUUAGGGUCGCCGGGUUUUCAUAAUGAGCCGGCUCACCAUGAACCUGCUAGCCAUGAACCCUUUAACCAAGAACAAGACAAUGAUUCAAUCGAUAAUAAUAUGCCACACGGACUACCAACGUCUGGGUUGGUCUCACCUCAACCGGAAUCAUCAACAACAUAUCAUCAGCCUUCCGACCUCUACCAGCAGUUCAACUCGUCGGUGGACGCUUCGGCUACUCCUGAAGUGGCCCAUACCGGCGUCACACCUGCAGCAAUGGACUAUAUGCAUUCCUCGGUUACUGACAACUCUUUACACAACUUCUCAUACACCCAACCUCAGUCUGAGCCCGAGCCGGCGCCGGCACCGGUACCGGAGCCAGAACCCAUACCUGAGCCUGUACCUGUUGUUGAGCAACCUCCCCCUGUCCAGCACACAUCUAACUACGCUCAGCAGUCCAGCUCAACACAGGCGGGCGGUAGGACAAGACGGAGUCUGCCUUCAGGGCCAUCGUUGCAAAGCGGUGCCAUGAACGGUCACACCACCCAUGCUCCAACGGAAAGCUGGACUCCUGUGCCGGUACCUACUAUCCCGGCCGCCUACCAGAACAAGCCCUCUCCCAGGGCUUCAAGAGCAAGGAAGCCAGCACCAGCCGCGCCUCAGACGUCGAUGCAAAAUACGACGCAGCACAGAACCCAGAAUACUGUGCAACAACCGGUGUCACAAGCGUUUGAUGACCUGCGGCAAGCCUCAAGCUGGUCAUCGGUCCCUCAACCUACUAUUCCUGUCCAAAAGACAAGUCAACAACAGGCGCGCACCUCACCCUAUCAAGCAGCAGCUCAGACCGUCCGUACUUCGUCUCGGCAGGGCAACCGAAGCCAGAACCAUACACCGGUACAGCAGCAAACCAGUGCGCCAGGACGGCAUAGCCAGCUGCAAGCUUCCCAAUCCCAUACGGACAACUCUAAUUACCAAUCCAAUACAGGCGUAGCAGCCUCCACUUCGGUUGGUAAUUACGAUAGCUAUUCGCAGUAUCCUACGUCCAGUAGCAGGACAGAAGCCACGAAUACUCGUAUGAACUAUGAACCCUAUACUAAUCCGUCAUCUACUACGUCCAACUCCUAUUCGUCCUACGACACUUAUAACACGCGGUCAAGUACCAAAACGCCAGUAGCAAGCUUAUCAGCAGCGCAGCCCACGGCUUCCUCAUACAACACCAACACAGCUACGGCGGCGCCAAGCACGUCACAAUGGGGGUCGAGUACGUCUGUCCCUCAGACGCGAAGCAGUGCUCGCUCGACUUAUGAUACAAAUCCAACCACGUCGGCCUCCAACCAAUAUAACAUGACCCCUUCGAAUCCCCCACAAUCCAGCUCCCUUCAGGGCUUCAACGUCAGGCCGCACUCCAUGGCCCAGACCAGGUCCUCUACCGCCGCCUAUGCCCAGCAGCAACAGCAACAUCACCAGCAGCAAUCACAGGCACAGCAGCAGCAGCGACAGCAGGUCCAACAGCAGCCAAGCUACAACAGCUACACAAGCCAGUCACACACCACGAACACGCAGCAACAGCAGCAUCAACAGCAGCAGCAGACGCAAAACUGGGGUUACGGCAGUUUCGGAUCGACCACUAAUGCCUCGUCGACCGGUUACGGCUCCACCGGAGCCAGCAGCAACGCCAACAACAGCUACUCGACGGGGACCUCGGCAAGCUCGCACGCCCAUAAUGCGGCGCCGGCUGCGACCAAUGCUGCGGCGUACAGCCACCAGCAGCCUCAUCAUAGGUCGAUGAACCUGUCAAGUAAUACGUACAGCAGCCACAUUGGGAACGAGGAUCAGGUGCUUUAUGAUUUGCUUAGACACCCUGGUGCUUAG
Molecule: messenger RNA, 3399 nt
Organism: Neurospora tetrasperma FGSC 2508
Lineage: Eukaryota; Fungi; Ascomycota; Sordariomycetes; Sordariales; Sordariaceae
Exons: 4
Coding region: 1-3399 (1132 amino acids)
Biological process (GO): regulation of DNA-templated transcription
Molecular function (GO): zinc ion binding; DNA-binding transcription factor activity, RNA polymerase II-specific
Source: RefSeq, a predicted model, not a curated record